Centruroides sculpturatus (bark scorpion) is the source of this 1158-nucleotide messenger RNA. RefSeq lists its product as uncharacterized. Gene Ontology annotation, cellular component: cytoplasm. NCBI's taxonomy places the organism in Eukaryota, Metazoa, Arthropoda, Arachnida, Scorpiones, Buthidae. Gene Ontology annotation, molecular function: mRNA binding; zinc ion binding; translation regulator activity. The record is from RefSeq and is a predicted model, not a curated record. The transcript has a single exon. Bases 1 to 1158 code for a protein of 385 amino acids. Gene Ontology annotation, biological process: positive regulation of cytoplasmic translation.
AUGGAAAGUAAAAAAUUAAAGAAAAGUUUACAAGUGCCGGAGGGAAGGGGGGAGGUUCCUGGCUCCCAGAUACCUAUUCGUAGGUAUAGUAAGAGUGAGGUGUCAUUAGGUGAGGUGAGCUCUACUAGUAUUAGUACCUUGGACCACUUGCAGAGUGUAGAGAGAGCUUCAGCUGAAUUGCAAAAGUUAUGUUCAGAUAAGAAGAUUACGGUUAAUUUGACCCAAAAAUUAGUGGAACUUUUUAGUGAAGUUACGAAUGUGGUACAUACUCUAGUAAUAGAAAAUGAGCAAUUAAAAGGUAGAAUAGAAAUGUUGGAAUCUGUGAGGUCUAAACCUGUAGUAACAAAGUCAUAUUCGGAAAUAGCAAGUAGAAUUAAUGUUCGACAGCCUAUGCAGGAAGAAGAUAAAGUAGUGAUAGUGAAAGGAUUAGCUACUGAAAAUGUUGAUAUUAUAAAGAAAAAAUUUUUGUCUUCUAUAGAUCCUAUACAAGAAAAGAUUAGGUUGAAGAGUGUACGAAAGACACGUAAUAAUUCCUUGUUGGUUGCUUUAGCAACGAAUAGUGAUAGGGAUAGAGUAUGUGCAAGUGAGAAGUUAAAACAGGCUGGUUUGGAUGUUAGAGUUCCUAGGAAGCGAAAACCGCGGCUGAUACUUAUAGAUGUUCCUAAGAUACUGGAAUCUGACGACUUAGUUUCUUUAAUAUAUGAUUUAAAUAGAGAUCUUUUUUAUCAAUUGGAUUCAGAUUUAGAUAUGUUUAAGUCAGAAUUUAAAUUAUUAUAUAAAGUAGGAAAAAAGCGAGAUAUAUUAGUUAAUUGGGUCGUGGAAGUAUCUCCGGAAUUGCGAAGGAAGCUACUUUUAUUAGGUAGGUUGUAUAUAGAAUAUAGGAGUUGUAUUGUUAAAGAUUAUAAUGAGGUAUUAAAGUGUUAUAAGUGUCAGUUAUUUGGGCAUUUUGCUAGAUUUUGUCGUCAGGAAAAAGAAGUUUGUUUUAAAUGUACUGAGGAAGGACAUAGAGCAAGAGAUUGUGUAUCAGUGGAGACAGUAGUGGCUUGUGUUCCAUGUAAAAAGAUGGGUAGGCCCUUUAAGCAUGUAUCCAGAAGUAGGGAAUGUGUUUCUUAUAAGCAGGCGUUGUUACGGUAUCAGCAAACGGUAGAUUAUGGAUAG